Molecule: messenger RNA, 981 nt
Organism: Rotaria socialis
Lineage: Eukaryota; Metazoa; Rotifera; Eurotatoria; Philodinida; Philodinidae
Source: the annotation of a GenBank genome assembly
AUGAUGUGUAUGUUCCUUGGUUUAAUAAUACUCGCUUAUGUAUUUUAUCGAGUCUAUCAACGUUUAAAUCCAGCACCAGAUAUAAAUCCUAAUGGUAAAUAUGUAUUGAUUAGUGGUUGUGAUACUGGUUUUGGUAAUGGAUUAGCAAUUGAAUUAGACCAACAAGGUUUCAAUAUAUUAGCUGGUAUUUAUAAUCCAAAUAAUCAAGAUUCACUAGUAAAAAUUCUAUCAUCACGAGCAACUGUUUUUAAAUUAGAUAUUACUCGACAAGAAGAUAUUGAUUCUGCGUAUGAAAUGAUUAGUGCUAAAACAAAAGUACUUCAUGGCCUUGUUAAUAAUGCCGGUAUAGGUGCCGCUGGAUUGAUUGAUUGGACAUCAGUAGAAUUUAUACGUAAAGUGAUGGAUGUAAAUUUUUUUGGGCAUGUUGCGAUGACUAAAAAGUUUUUACCAUUACUGAUUGCCAAACAAGAUUCACGUGUUAUUAAUAUUUGUUCUGUGGCUGGUUAUUUAACUAAACCAGGCAUGUCAGCUUAUGCAGCAUCAAAAUAUGCUCUCGAAUCAUUUUCUGAUUGUCUUCGUCGUGAAAUGGCUGUAUGGAAUUUACGUGUCAGUAUUAUUGAACCAGGCUUUAUGCGUACAAAUAUCGUUGAGGGACAUGAUACAGGAAUACGUAAAUUAUGGGAAGGAUUAGCAGGCGAUGUCAAAGAGCGAUGGGGUGAAGAUGUUCUCAAGGAACAUGCUCAUGAAGCUGCAAAUAAUUUAUUCAUGAGAUACGCCGAAAAUCCUGCCAAAGUAGUACAAGCACUUAAGCAUGGCGUUAUGAAUACAGCUCCACAAAUUCGUUACCGGCCAGGAUGGCAAUCUAGUUUCAUCAUGUUUCCACUAUCAACAAUGCCAGCUUGGCUAACUGAUUAUGUUAUGAUUCGGCCGAGUUUAAAAGGAGCUCCACCUGCUGGUUUACGGAAACAACUCAUUAACUAA